Serpula lacrymans var. lacrymans S7.9 is the source of this 1315-nucleotide messenger RNA. RefSeq lists its product as uncharacterized. Gene Ontology annotation, molecular function: protein-cysteine S-palmitoyltransferase activity. Gene Ontology annotation, cellular component: endoplasmic reticulum; Golgi apparatus. Lineage: Eukaryota; Fungi; Basidiomycota; Agaricomycetes; Boletales; Serpulaceae. The record is from RefSeq and is a predicted model, not a curated record. Gene Ontology annotation, biological process: peptidyl-L-cysteine S-palmitoylation; protein targeting to membrane. The coding region runs from base 152 to 1243 and encodes 363 amino acids. The transcript has 7 exons.
GCCACAGACUGCUUUGAAACUCGUCAAUCUUACAACCUUUUUACUUCUAGUUCCUCUUUCUCUCUCAAACCAUCACCUUCUUUAUUCUGCACGCGUUCUUCAGGAUUAGGAAUUGCCCUGGCUCCCAGCGUUAAGAUUUAAACUUCAGGAUAUGCAAAUGUCUCGACCGCGACCUCUUAUAUCCUUGAAUUUGGAGGCACCAAUACGCUCAAAUAACUCGUCUGACGAUCAUGAAAUUCCAAGGAAGACUUGGCUGCAGUAUCUGCCACUGGCUUUUCUUGUUUUUCUAAUGUUGCUUCCGCAUCCUUCUUUCUUGAUUAUCCUCGUCAAUCACUAUAUCCGUACAUUACACAAGCCCGUCGUCUUCAUCGUACAUCUUCUAAUAACAUAUGCAAUAACAUUCCUGGCCUUCUCCUCACUCAUCGUUUGCGUCGCCAGAGAUCCUGGCCCAGUGUCUUCCCAAAAAUCGGAUGCUGAUGCAGGUAGUGAAGAUGGCGAGAUGGGUCUUACAGAGGCACUCAUGUCAGGCGUUGGAGAUGAUGACAUGUCGCCUUCGAAAUGGUGCCGCAAAUGCUGGGCACCUAGGCCCGAUCGUGCACAUCACUGUAGCAUAUGUGACCGGUGUGUUUUGAAAAUGGAUCAUCACUGCCCCUGGCUCGGGUCAAAAUGCGUCGGCCAUAGAACAUACCCUGCCUUCCUUCAUUUUAUAUUUUCCGUCACUGCCCUUGCUACUUAUAUUGGCACCGUUUCUGGCUUUGCCUUUUGGUUCUCGAUUAACAAUCCGUUUUCAAUAGAUGCGGUCACUCCUAUACAUGAACUGUUUAUGACAUUUGCUGGUGUUGCCAUCUCUCUUGUAAUGGGGUCAUUCCUUGUCUACCACAUGUAUCUUGUCUCGACCAAUCAAACAACGCUAGAAAGCAUGUCGCCAUUCGUCCUUCUUCGGCAUCUCCCUCCCCUUCCUGCUUCACUACGCUUGUCUGAACCGCCGUUAGAGCAUGAAUUGUCUUACAAUCAACGUAAACUUGUAAAAAGUGCUCACAAAUCGGUCCGUCUUUACGAUGUCGGUUGGAAGCAAAACUGGGCACAAGUAUUUGGGUGGAAGAAACCGUGGGGUUGGGUACAUCGAGUUUUCAAUGGCGGCGGAGGGAAAGGAGAUGGUCGGACGUUUCUUCGCAAUCCUAAAGCUGAUGAUAUGUUGUCCCGACUUGCUAUGGAACUCGCCAAAGUAGAUAAGGAUAUCUAACCAAUCCUAUGGACUAUUCGUCAUUGUACUGCGAAUUCUGGUCAUACUAAUUGCAUUAUUUGAUACCAUUAA